CCGGGGUCUAGGCACCACGGUGGACGGCGGCCUGCCGGGGGCGCUGUGGCCCGCCGGGCGGCCCCUCAGAGCCGCCAUAGCCUCCCGCGUUCUCCAACCCAACGUCUCCGCCGUCCGUUCCGCGGCGCCGCCAUGGCCGAUGUGGAAGACGGCGAGGAACCCUGUGCCCUGGCCUCUCACUCCGGGAGCGCAGGCUCCAAGUCGGGAGGCGACAAGAUGUUCUCACUCAAGAAGUGGAACGCGGUGGCCAUGUGGAGCUGGGACGUGGAGUGCGAUACGUGCGCCAUCUGCAGGGUCCAGGUGAUGGAUGCCUGUCUUAGAUGUCAAGCUGAAAACAAACAAGAGGACUGUGUUGUGGUCUGGGGAGAAUGUAAUCAUUCCUUCCACAACUGCUGCAUGUCCCUGUGGGUGAAACAGAACAAUCGCUGCCCUCUCUGCCAGCAGGACUGGGUGGUUCAAAGAAUUGGCAAAUGAAGUGGUUAGAAGGCUUCUUAGUGCAGUUGUUCAGAGCCCUGGUGGAUCUUGUUAUCACAUGCCCUACAAAGGCUAGAACACUCCAGGGGAUUAAUUCUUCAAAUAGGAGUCGAUGGAUGUGUGGUCCUUUGGGAUUCAUCAAAGGCUUGGUUUAGCAUUUUGUCAGGUUUAUUUUCAGAAAUUCUCUGCAAUUAAGAAGAUAAUUUAUUAAAGUUGGUCCUUCCUACCUCUGUGGCGUGUGUGGCACACACAGCUUAGAAGUGCUAUAAAAAAGGAGAGAACUUCAGAUUGAAUCACCUUUAUAAUUUACCCAUUUCUAUACAGCCGGCUGUGGGAGCAGUUUCAUUCAGAAAACUUUGCAUGCUUAUGGUUGAUCAGUUAAAAAAGAAUGUUACAGUAACAAAUAAAGUGCAGUUUAAAACUCAA
This is a messenger RNA of Cebus imitator (Panamanian white-faced capuchin), 900 nucleotides long. It is a transcript of the gene RNF7, whose product is annotated as ring finger protein 7. The record is from RefSeq and is a predicted model, not a curated record. Gene Ontology annotation, molecular function: ubiquitin protein ligase activity; zinc ion binding; cullin family protein binding. The transcript is spliced from 3 exons. Bases 133 to 474 code for a protein of 113 amino acids. Lineage: Eukaryota; Metazoa; Chordata; Mammalia; Primates; Cebidae. Gene Ontology annotation, biological process: protein ubiquitination; anaphase-promoting complex-dependent catabolic process. Gene Ontology annotation, cellular component: Cul5-RING ubiquitin ligase complex; nucleus; anaphase-promoting complex.